UUUUCUAAGCAUGACGUUCUCUCAAAAGCCCCGCCUUCAGAAGACAUGUCAGCCAACCCGAUGUCUGCACACACCUGACUAUGUGCAUUGACUGACAGGCAGAGAAAGCUUCUGAUUGGCUAUGAACUCUUUUGUGUUGCCUUGGCCUGUGUCAGUGGCAAGUUUGUUUGCUCAGUAUUUCAGAGACAUUAGUCAGGUAAAUGGGGCAUUUUAUGUGUGGUGCUUCAAAAAAGCAUCUUUAAGACAUAACCUUUGGUUUCCAUGGAGUUCUCAAGUCAUGUUUACUUCCAAACAUUUAAAUCUGGUUUAGGAUACACAGAGAAGCAUGGCAUGUUGUAUGGCUUCAAUAUACAUAUCAAUCAGUCAAAAUAAAAAUUAGUCUUUGUGAUUUUAGUUUGAAGUUAGCAAACUAACUCAUUAGUCUACAUCAGUAUGCUGUUAAAUGAUUACCUUGACAACUGUUCGUAGAUGACCUUUCAUGGCAUCUUCUCCUUCCUUGUGCAUUUUUGGUGCUCAAUGGAGGAAAGAAAGUUACAAGGGUUUGGAACAACAUGAGGGCCAGGGUGGGAUGAAUGUGCUCAGUAGCUCAGAGGAUGGAGUGUUGUGACUCUGUCUCCAACAAUGGAGCCUCUGGCCCCCACACACAACAGCCUCCUGGGCUCUGCAGACCACUGGCCCCCAGUCCACUCCUACUGGCCAGAGAUCAAGCCAUUCAUCAGAGCACAGCAACUCUGUCCAAGCAGGGUGGACCAGUGGGGCGGGCUGAGGAGGAGAGACUUGCAGGGAGGCAUGAAGAAAGAGUUAGGGAAAAACAGGUUAAUGAAUGUUCAACCAGAGAGAUGUUAAAAGAUGCAGCGGAGAGGGAGAAGGCAGAUGAAGAGGAAGAAAGUGAUGAUGUGGAGAGGCCUAUUGGAGAGAUCCUGUACCAGCCUGAUGGGUCUGCCUAUGUGAUGGAGAGUAAACUUACAAGUGGUGUGCCCUCCUCCUCGUUAGGUUCCCCUUCCUCCAUCGUUAGAACCUGUUACAUUUCCUCAUCUCAAAGCCCCACUCCACAGAUUUUUCGUGUCUUCCAAUUGCAUAAUCCUGACAACAGUGAUAGUCUAGCUCUGGUGACCCGCCAAUCCAAAGAUAGUGCUCCUGACAUGGCAGGAUCAUCAGAGACACAAGUGACAUGGUCCGGUCUAACCAAACCCAUCCUGAUGUGCUUUCCGUGUCGGCUGUCCUUUGGCCGUACAUGCUCGUUUAGGGCUCAUGCUUGUCGGCAACACAAUAUCACCUUCAGCGAUGAAGAACAACAUUUGCUCUCUUUAAAACACACCUCUGCCAUUUUACAGCCUGCCGGCCCAGGCAAUCGGCCGCUCCUCUGUUUCCUAGAACCAAAAAGGAAGUGUGAGUCUGUGGUACCAUUGAACCUGGCAUCUCUGACCUCUGGGAACAGCACAGAGGACACGGCAAGACGGAAAGAGAAUGAAGACCCUCUGACCUCUAAGCCAGGUCUCCCUCUCCUGCCCUCUCCACCCAGAACCUCCCCUGCUACCUCAGUACCAAGCCCUGCCAAAGACCCUUCAACCCUGGGAAGAGAGGGCACACAAAAAGGCAAGGAGGACGAGAUAAAAAAGAAUGGAGGAAGUAGUGAGGGAGGAGAGAGGAGAUUGUGUUUAGAGGUAGGCAGCACUGUAGAUAACAGUGCUCACAGUAUUAGCAGCAGUAGCGGACAAGAGCACAUUACUGAAGCUGCUCUGUCAAACCAAAGCAUUUCAAAACCUCCAAACUCUGUAACAAUAGCAACCAGCUUUAUGAACAACACCAAAACCCUUACAGACUCUGAGUCAGAGUGUGGAACAAGCUUUAACUGCCACGACCCUGCACCUGCUUCCCUUGUUGUGGUAAACCCGUCCACUGUCACUAUUACAGAACAACUUGCCAACCAAGAGAGUGCCACAGCAACUGAACCAAAUGACCAGUCAGAGAAUGGUAGCGCCAUAGCAAUGGAACCAACCGCCAGGUUGUCUGAAGAUGACAGACAUGCUGUCACUCAUUCUGACCUGCCCAAUAAUCAUAGCCAUUCCACGUCCCCUACACUCAGUCCAACCUUAACCCAGACUAGUCAACCUAUUCUUGAAGAAGGAUACUCAGACACAGCCUCUAGAGGAAGGUUGGUGGUGGCCGGUGACGGAGGCUUCGUUGCAGCGGGAGACGAUGUUCAAGGAUCAUCUUUCACUUUUGCCGUUCAGGCCUCUCUGGUACACACCAGAAACUCCUGCAAGACAUUGAAGUGUCCGAAAUGCAACUGGCACUACAAGUACCAGCAAACUCUUGAGGCCCACAUGAAGGAGAAGCACCCAGACUCGGAGUCCGAACAGUGCCCGUACUGCAGCAGUGGGCAGAGCCACCCACGCCUAGCAAGAGGCGAGACGUAUUCUUGCGGAUACAAGCCCUUCCGCUGCCAGGUCUGCCAAUACUCCACCACCACUAAAGGCAACUUGAGCAUCCACAUGCAAUCGGACAAACAUCUCAACAACAUGCAGAGCCUGCAGACGCAGUCACAUGCGCACAGUCCAGCAUCCCAGCCCAAUCCUUUAACCCAUUCGCAUCCUACUCUCACUCACCCCACCCAAGCCAGCUCGCCCUCUCCAUCUAAGCUCCGGGGACAUGCGUCGUGGCGGUGCGAAGUCUGCGACUAUGAAACCAAUGUGGCACGGAACCUCCGAAUCCACAUGACCAGUGAAAAGCACACGCACAACGUGCUUCUACUGCAGCAGAACCUGGCACACAUGCAACGUCAACGUAAGCACAAUGCCACCGAGCUUUACCGCCACUGCCAACCUCAGAGUAAACUGCCCGAUGCCAUCACUCCUCUGUCCUGCAAUGAAACCUCUUCGCAGAAACUCUUUGAAUGCAUUUUAUGUGGCCGCUUUUCUUGUGACACUCUCGAGGAACUAAGUCAACACCUGACCAUGCAGCGGUCAUUACCCAAUUCCUACUGGAAGAGCACAACAGGAGACACCCACCAUUGUCGCCUUUGCCAUUACGCCACACCUCUGCGAGCUAACUUCCAACUGCACUGCCAGACAGACAAACACGUACAGCGCUACCAGCUUGCUGCACACCUUCGAGAGGCCAGUAGUCAACAUGGAAACACCGAGGAGGAGGACGAAGAGUGGCGUCUUAUGUGUGCUGCUGCUGGAAGUCAGGUGCAGCUCAGGUGCAAUGCUUGUGACUAUGAGGCCAGCAGCUUGGAGAAACUGAAGCUACACACCAUGAACUCCAGACAUGAGACCAGCCUAAGACUAUAUAAGUAUUUGCAGCAGCUGGAUGGAGCGGAGUCUGAAGAUGUCUGGCUGCACUGUGUGCUGUGUGAUUUCUCCACUCAGAACAGCCUUUCUUUAGUGCAGCACUCCCAUUCAUUGAGCCACCAGAGAGGGGAGGGGCUGCUCAGGCUACAGCGAAUCCAGAAGGGUCUGCAGGAUGAGGAGGAGCUUGGUGCCAUCUUUACAAUCCGAAAAAGCCCUGCUCAAGAAAAUGGAGAUAAGAAUGGGAUGGACUCUCCCACUGAAGUUACAGCUAACCAGGAAGACAGAAAUAAACAUGGAGACAGAACAGAGAAAAAAUCAGAGGGAUUUAUUCAAAUGGAAGCGGAGCGAAAUGAGUCGUCUUCCAGUCCGAAGCGUCCCUCAUCUGGAUCUGAUGAGUCAGUCGAGCCCUCUCCCUGCAAACGGCCACGAAUACAGGAAGAGAUGCGGCAGUGUCCAUUCUGUCGGUUCCGUCAUACUGAUAUUGAGCGUCUAAGGAGUCAUGUGAUGAACCAGCAUGCAGUUCAGCCUGCUGUCCGCUGCCCACUGUGCCAAGACACACUGCACAGUAUUGCCCUCUUGCGUACCCACCUCACACAUCUGCACAGUGUCACUGCAGACUGCACUCAGAAGCUCAUCAACACGGUGAUUGCUUCAGACGUGCUGCCAGAAAAUAUGUUUUUACCAGUGCACAACUCGGAUACACAGCCGAUAAAUUCUAAUGAAACAAAGAGACUGGAUGAAAUUUCAACCGAUGCUGAACCUGAGAGAGGUACAACACCUCACUUGGAGACAGCAAAAAUCUAUAAACAACCGUCGGAAGAUGCAGAAUCCACAAAGGAGAACAAUGCUGCUUUUCCUUGUUGGCAGAAAGGCUGUAACAAAGUCUUUACAUCCUCAAGUGCACUUCAGACACACUUCAACCAGCUCCAUAGCCAGAAAUCUCAAACAGCAAUAUCUGAUCGCCACAUUUACAAGUACCGAUGCAAUCAAUGCAGCCUAGCAUUCAAAACCCCUGAAAAGCUGCAGCUGCAUUCUCAGUACCAUGCUAUCAGAGCUGCGACCAUGUGCUGCCUCUGUCAACGCAGUUUUCGUACAAUGCAGGCCCUUCGGAAACACCUUGAGACAAGCCACCUGGAGUUAAGUGAAACCCAGAUACAUCAGCUUUACAGUGGUUUAAUGAUGAAUGGUGAGACUCUGAUAUCCGGAGACCAAACUUUUGGUGAAGAGGAGGGAUUGCCAGAAGAGACUGGGAUGAAAGAUGAUGAAGAAUGUGAUUUGGAGGAAAAACUAAGUCCUACAGACAAUGAUUCAAGUUUGGUUAAAGAUAAUGUUGAAUGUGACCCUAAGCAGCCUGUUUUUCCUAUUAGAAAAGGUCCAAAUAUCACAAUGGAGAAAUUUCUGGAUCCAUCAAGGCCUUUCAAAUGUACGGUUUGCAAGGAAUCUUUCACCCAGAAGAAUAUUCUCUUGGUUCACUACAACUCAGUGUCACACUUACACAAACUUAAACGAUCUUUGCAGGACACGUCAACUGGCUUGCAAGAGCCUGUCAACAAUGCAGACCACAAACCAUUCAAAUGUAGUAUUUGCAAUGUAGCAUAUAGUCAGAGUUCAACCUUAGAGAUUCAUAUGCGCUCUGUCUUGCACCAGACCAAAGCUCGUGCAUCCAAGCUUGAUUCAUCCACUUCUAGUACUGAAUCUGUUGGCCCUCCCCCAGGCAAGGCAUUGUCCAACACUUCUGCAACCAUGAAGCCUGCUACUUCCUUGAACAAUGCUGGUCUAAGCCACCAUCAAAACACUGAACUCAAUGGCACACCUGCAAACCCAGACACCAGUCAUCCUUCGACAUCUGACAUGAGGAAUAAGUUGGUAAACAUGAUUGAUUCAGCUACCAAGCAACAACAGAUGUCAUUACAACAACAACCAUUACAACAACAACAGCAGCAGUUAGCCCAGGCUCAAGCCCAUCUCCAGCAAGAGCUCCAAAAGAAGGCUGCUCUUCUUCAGUCCCACUUAUUCAAUCCUGCACUUUUACACCCUUUUCCUAUGGCAACAGAGGCACUUCUUCCAGUGCAGCAGCAACAGCAAUUGCUUCUUCCUUUUCUUAUUCCAGGAGGAGAGUUCCGCAUGAAUCCAGAGGUAAACCUUAAAGGCUCUGGGCUAAGCGUAAGCACAUUAAAAUCUAACGUCAAUGAGAAUACUGCUGUGUCUUCCAAAAAAGAUGUCCCAAAAAAUUGUUCUGAACAGAAACUAAAUGAAGAUCUUGCAAUUCAUCCUGAAAUGGAUGAACAGAAACUGACCAAUGAUCCACCAUGUAAGAAGGACACAGAUGGACAGAACAGUAAUGAAGAAUCAAAGGAUAUUGAUAAUGUAGGCAGCACCAGUGAAAAAACACGUGAUCAUAAAUCUCAAGAAAAUGAAGAGCUAAACAAAGAUAUGUCAACCAGUGGGGAGAGUUUUGAUGAAUUUCUUCCACCCAGAAUAGCCCAUGAUGCGCCCGGGAAUGCUUCAAAGGCUUUGCUUGAAAACAUUGGUUUUGAGUUAGUCAUGCAAUACAAUGAAAAUAAGGAGAGAUAUCAGAAAAAUCUUACUGAACCAAUACCAAAUGGUGGGGAUGUGUCUGACACUAAAGAGGUGGGUCAUUCGGAAGAUAUGGAGAAGCUAGAGUGCGAGUCUUGUGGGAAGCUUUUUUCAAAUGCACUGAUACUAAAGAGCCAUAAAGAGCAGAUUCAUCAUUCCAUAUUCCCUAGCAAGUCAUUGGCGAAAUUUGCCAAAGACUACAGGGAGCAAUACGACAAACUCUUCCCAUUGAGACCUGCAACUCCAGAGACUUCUCCUGUCUCAUCGCCUUCUCCUUCCCCUCCUGCGAUUCCUAAUUCUUCAGUGCAGCAGCCACAACAACCAGUGCAACCAAUUAUUCCUGCCUCUACACUCAGUGCUACUCAUGCUACUGUCUCCAUCCCUCAAGUUAAAGCUCCAUUAACUCAAAUUCCAUUAUCCAUGGAACUGCCACUCUUCCCCUCACUCCUAAUGCCUUCCAUAACUUUGCAAGCUUUAACUCCUCAGGCCCCUGUCCAACUGCCCCCAGUGGAGGCUGGAUUGACUCCUGAUUUGACGCAGCUUUAUCAACAGCAGUUGACUCCAGCCAUGUUACAGCAACAAAGUAAACGACCUAGAACCAGAAUCACAGAUGACCAGCUUAGAAUUCUGCGUCAGUAUUUUGAUAUAAACAAUUCUCCAAAUGAGGACCAAAUCUAUGAGAUGGCCAACAAAUCUGGUUUGCCACAUAAGGUUAUAAAGCACUGGUUUCGGAACACUCUAUUUAAAGAACGUCAACGCAACAAGGAUUCUCCAUAUAACUUUAGUAACCCUCCCAUCACAACACUGGAAGAUGUAAAGGUGGAUUCUAGACCACCCUCUCCUGAACCACCAAGACAAGAGAUUUAUGGGAGUAGGAGGUCCUCAAGAACCAGGUUUACUGACUACCAGCUAAGAGUAUUACAGGAUUUUUUUGAUGCCAAUGCAUACCCCAAAGAUGAUGAGUUUGAGCAACUGUCUAAUCUCCUUAAUCUUUCUACCCGUGUGAUUGUGGUAUGGUUUCAAAAUGCCAGACAAAAAGCUCGGAAAAAUUAUGAAAACCAAGGAGAGGGAGGGAGGGAUGGUGAACGUCGAGACCUAUCUAAUGACCGCUACUUUCGUACUUCCAACAACAAUUUCCAGUGUAAGAAAUGCAACAUAGUCUUUGAACGCAUUUUUGAUCUUAUUAAUCACCAGAAAAUGCAGUGUUACAAAGAUGAGGACGAGGAAAUGCAGAAUGAUCUGAAUGAAACUGCAGUGGAUUUUAAGACUGAGUGUCAUAGUCCAAUAUCUGGGCCCUCUUGCUUUACACAAGCAGCUUCUUGCCCAAGCCCCUCCAGUUCUUCUGUGUCUAGUACUAAUGUGAAGUCCAGUGAUUCUGAGCAUAUGCACACAACAAGUCUUACUGGAGAGCUUAAACAAACAAAUGAAUCAUCCUCUGACCCCAAACAGGCUGUUAGUGUCAACUCUGAGUCUGAGGAAUUAAAGAAAAGAAUGCAGCAGCCAAAGCCUCUCUGUGAGGAGAACCAAAAUGCAAGCACAGAGAUUUCCUCUCACCCACCUCCUAAACAACAACAGAUUUCCUGCACAUCUGAAACAAACCCAGCUCCAUCACAGAGCUCCCAAACUAUUUUUAGUCCUUUAGAGAUUCCUUCAACUGAGCAACAACAGCAACAGAAACCGGCCCAGGAUAUGAGCCCUUACCACUGCAUCCAGUGUAAAUUGAGCUUCCCCUCAUUUGAACAUUGGCAAGAGCACCAGCAAAUGCACUUUCUUACCCAAAGUUACUUUCCCUCCCCACCGUUCCUAGAUCGUCCUGUAGACAUGCCUCUUAUGCUGUUUGAUCCUGCUAAUCCUCUACUUGCAAGGCAUCUGCUUUCAGGAACAAUUUCCCAGAUAGUGGCAAAUCCACCUGCAUUGACCACCAUUCCUGAUUCAACCAUAAACUCUCUGAAGAGAAAACUUGAAGAGAAAGCAGGAUCCAGUUCUAUGGAAAAUGAUUGGGAAAACAAUGGGGAGGAACCCCAGCGAGACAAACGUAUGAGGACCACUAUUACACCAGAGCAGCUGGAGGUUUUAUACCAUAAAUAUCUUUUGGACUCCAAUCCAACACGCAAGAUGCUUGAUCAUAUCUCCAGCGAAGUUGGUCUCAAGAAAAGAGUGGUUCAAGUCUGGUUCCAGAACACCCGAGCUCGUGAGAGGAAAGGCCAGUUUCGGGCACUGGGUCCAUCUCAAAUCCAUCGUCGCUGCCCAUUCUGUCGAGCUCUCUUUAAAGCACAGACUGCUCUUGCUGCCCACAUACGUUCACGUCACUGGCAUGAAGCAAAGAAUGCAGGCUAUAGUAUGGCAAUACCUAAUAUGACUCAAGAUCAGGAAGGUUCUCAAAUCAAAUCUGAUCUCUUUGAUUUUGCCAAUUAUUCUCAGUUUUUGAACUCCACUGAUGAUGUUGACUCUCCAGCAUGCAAAAGCAUCGACCUGUCUUCACAUCAGCAGCGUCUGAGCCCAAAAACUAUUAAAGGUGAGGGUGUGGAAGAUUUUGAGAUGCCUUCCGUGUCAGUUUAUCAAAAUCUUGAACAAAGCAAGCUGAAUAACUGUGACGCUAACACAAACACAGCCCAUGACCAUACAACUGAUGAAGGAAAUGACUCUCUAGAGGCUAAACAUGGCAGUAUUGACCACAUGUCUCCCAGCACCGAAAGAGAGGCUUCUUCUGAAAGUGAUGAAAAGAUGUCUUCUGGAUUGGUUAGCCCUGCAAUGAGCUUUAAUGCUAAAGAUUUUGAUAAUGAUUUAGUCUUAGAUUACAGUGAAAAUUCCAGCCUGGCUGAUCCAGAUUCACCAUGCCCUGGUAGCUCUAACAGUCAGAGCUUUGAUAAUGACAGACACAGUCAAAAACGCUACCGCACUCAAAUGACCAACCUACAGGUGAAAGUGCUCAAAGCGUGCUUUAGUGACUAUAAAACCCCAACAAUGCUUGAAUGUGAAGCCUUGGGCAAUGACAUUGGACUUGCCAGGAGGGUUGUUCAGGUGUGGUUUCAGAAUGCUCGUGCCAAGGAGAAAAAGGCCAAACUUAGCCUUGCAAAGCAAUUUGGCACAGAGAGUACUUCUAUUGAUAGACCUAAGACAGAGUGCACUCUUUGCUCUGUUAAAUACAGUGGCCGCUUGUCUAUUCGUGACCAUGUCUUCUCCCAGCAACAUCUUGCUAAAGUUAAGGAGGCCCUGGGUGGCCAGAUGGAGAGGGACAAGGAAUAUUUGGGUUCAGUAUCUACUCGUCAGCUGAUAGUGCAGCAAGAAGUGGAUCAUCUAAAAAAGACAAGUGAUGUUCUGGGAAUUGUCCAACCACAAGCUAUACUGAGCUCAGUGGGCUUUAACCAAACAUCACUUCACUGUCUGAGCCAGUCUUCAAUGUACUCAGGUCUGCAGAUGCAGACCACUGCAAGCCUACCAGGUGGUAGCAGCACAAUGACUGAGGAUUUUUCUUCCAUAAAAACAGGUACCAGUGAGCCUCCUGUAAAUGAGCUGAACUGCAAGCCAACCAUGACGCCCUCUUCUGCCAUAUCAGCUAUGGAUAACAAAGAUGUAGUUAGCACAACCAACUCUGUCUUGACCCCAAAGACCACGGAACAAGAACUCCAGUUUCCCAAAGAAAAUGACACUGAGAGUAACAGGAUUCCCACAAACAAGCUUGACAGUACUCCAUUGGGAAAUGGUACUCGUGCAAAUUCUUCUUACAAAAGUAAAGAGAAGCCAGACACUUCCAGACCAACAGUAUCUACUCCAAGUAAUGGAAGAGAGUAUGCCAUGGACCCAAGUCAGCUACAAGCUCUUCAUGCAGCAAUGAAAACUGACCAAGCUGCUAUACUCCCUAGUCACCUCCUGCCCUGUCUGAUGCCCGGUUUUCCUCCACUUUUUUCUCCCCAUAUUCCCACACCAAUGCCCGGAGGCCUCCUGCAGCCCAUGUUUGGCAUGGAUAGCAUGUUCCCAUAUGGUCCAGUCUUGCCACAGGCUCUAAUGGGGCUGUCCCCGGGCUCCAUUCUCCAGCAAUAUCAACAAAAUCUGCAGGGUGCACUGAUGCAACAAAGACUGCAGCUGCAACAGCAACAGUUAGUGCAGCUACCAGAGAAACCAAAACCUAGCCCAAUCUCUGCUCGCCUCAAUGCAGAGGACACAGUUUCAUCCAAACAUGACAAGAAGCAAGGCACACGCACUGGCACAGAUUUCCCCUCCAUAAACUCUGUCAAUGCUAAGCAGCCAGAAGUGGACAAUAACUUUCUUCUAAGCCACUGUAUUGCCUCCAAAACAGAGUGUAGAGGAGAAGGCAAGGAUGGUCACCUUUAUGAGUGUGUCGCCUGUGAGGUGUCUCUUACUGGGAAUGCAGAGCUCAUCAAACAUCUGGAGUACCCUCAGCAUAGACAAAGAGUGGCAGAGAAACUGAAUGCCAAAGAGCAUGCUUCUCCUCGAUUACCUCACAUCAGUCCCUCAUCUACCUCUCAGUCAAACCCAUCCAGUGAACAGAGAUCUUCUACAACUGCCCAGUCUUCUUUAGGGACUCCUUCAGAAACCUCCAUCCCCAACCCAACCAACUCUGACCAGCCCGAUAGACGUCUCCAAAGCUCGCCCCUGACUUCAGCUUUACCUGAGGCUUCCCAAAGCUCACCGGCUUCUCCCUCACAUCAUGUUCUUUCGCCUUCAAAUGUUACCUCAAGCCUGACAAGCCCUGCAAAGACUUGUCACGUAAAACCAAUAGACUCUGUGGAUGGGCGUUGCGACAACAACGAGUCAGAGGAGGGACAAGACUUGACAUAAUAUAUUGGAGCAAGAGGUUUGAUGCUUUCCAUAACCAUUGUUUUUAUGGCUUGGACAGCUUUAGAAAAGACUACGUGAAGAAAAAAAAAAGGAGGAAAGUUGAACAAAACGUCUCCACUGUAUAUUACACUUGGGGAAAGCUAUGAUCCAGAGCUAGUUUGGCUGACUGUUUUAAAAGGACUGAAUCCUGUAGGAUCCAACUUGCAUUAACAGUGCUUGUAACCAAAAACAAGUGUCAGUAGAAUGUUUUUUCCAUUUCAAUAUGCUGGUUUUUAACUAAAACUUGAGUAUAUGUAAACUGUUUGGAAACUAAAGGGUGCACAGCUAAAGACUGGUGAAGAACCUAAGAUGGUUUCAUGAUUACCUAACUAACCAAAAGUCUGUUUAUAACACAUGUGUUUUAACAGACACUCAUAAAACACCCACACUAUUUUUUGCCCUGUCAAGUGUUAAGAUAUUAUAUUAUUGGCUUAAUGAAGUGAUGUAAUGUAUUUUGAUGUUGUCUUCUCUCAGGUCAACAGCUCUCAAUUUUGUUCUGUUACAAGACAUACCAAUAGAAAAUAUAUGAAGCCCAAAAGAAAUGUGUAAUGAAUGAAAACGUCCAAUUCUAAUUUGUUUUCAAAGUCCUGAAAUUGCAACUAAGCUAGUAGAUGUUUUUUUUCUUGGACAUGUACUUGUCCAGACACAAAGCGUAUUGCAGACCUUUGUAAAUUGUGGGAAAAUAUGAUUUAGGGUUUUUUUGUUUGUUUUUUUUGCGAAAAAUGACAAAAAAAACAUUCUGUGUUAAUGAUAGAUACAUGUAUGAACAUUUUGGUGUUGCGUAGAUUGUUGAAUUCAGAUGACUUAAUUGUAUGGUAGGUUUAAAACAAAUUACUUGUAUAUUUAACUUUUGUAUUGUCCCAGUCAAAGACACUUGAGGCUGUUUAGCCAUGCUCAUGUUAAAACAUAGCAUUUACCCUCUAAUGCUGUUGAAAAUUGUCACUGUACAACCAACUUCCUCUCCUGCACUGAGCCAAGUUGAAAGACCCUAUCUGUGUAUGAAUUAGAUCGAUGCACAUCUAUAAGAUAUUUUCUAUUUUUGUUGUCUUCUAAACAGAACAUUUCGAUUGUGCACUUAUUAUUUUUUUUCUUCUUUUGCCUUCAAUACUGUAAUUUCACUUUUAAGACAGUAGAUUUUCAUUACUUCUUCACUACAUGGUUAUUUUAUUUCUUAACAUUUCUGCACUUGCCGAGACUAACAAUAAUUACAGUGAUGAUAUUAUGAAACAAUAAUAACUUACAGUAUUGCUUUAAUGGAAAAUCCAAAGAUAAAGUAGUCUUACCAUUGGUGCAUACAAAGGAUGGAAAAAAACUUUAUACUUUAGAAAAUAUUACUGUUUUUAAGGAAUGGAAAUCUUUUUAGAUGAUGGAGCCAGCUACGAGAAAACUGUUUUAGCUAACUUAUUAGAACAUUUCUGACCUCAUAUAUGAAACAACCAGAGAACCAAAAAUAAAAACAAAACAAAAAACAGAAAGCUUACUCUGAAGAUAUGGGACAGCACUGUUGUGCAGCCAUUGUAGUUUGUAUUAUAGAGGUGGAGGUUACACAGUUUGCUUCUCUGUGUCUGGCCUUUCUUUUUGUCUGGUUAUCUCUCUUGAUUUUGUUUCUUAUUGUUUGGUCUACUAAAUGUACUGGGUCUAAUUGUUGAGGAAAUAGUGUGUGCUGCUAAUGUAGGUUUGUACUAAGAUGCAUGCUUGAUUUUGCUUUUCGCUGAAGCUUUAAUGACGACCGUCAGUAGCCACAAACCCUGUCCCCGUUCCACUGCAGUUGUGUCCACACAUGACUGUGAAGACUGUGACUCUCCAUGAACUACAUUAUGUUCUCCUCUUAGCCAACCAAUGUUGAAAACCAAUGAUGUUAUAUUUAUACAAAGUUUGCAUUCCAAAUAUCACAUUUGUCAUUUCAAUUGAUUUUGUGUUUUUUUUUCUUCUCUCCAUUGUAUUCUACUUCUAAAGGGACUGUAACGUAUGCUCUCACUCCUGAGUCUGGACCUGCUGUGAGAGAAUGUUUACUCUGCGUGUUCCUGGAAAUGUUAUUACUGUAGCGAUCGCCAAAUAAUGUAUGUUCAUGAUGCACUUGUGUUUAUUCAUGUGACUCACUGGGCUAAUGUCUCCUGUCCUCUUAUAUACAAGCAUUUAAAGUGAAUAAA
Messenger RNA from Onychostoma macrolepis, 12862 nucleotides. It is a transcript of the gene zfhx3a, whose product is annotated as zinc finger homeobox 3a. NCBI's taxonomy places the organism in Eukaryota, Metazoa, Chordata, Actinopteri, Cypriniformes, Cyprinidae. The transcript is spliced from 9 exons. The record is from RefSeq and is a predicted model, not a curated record. Bases 573 to 10673 code for a protein of 3366 amino acids. Gene Ontology annotation, molecular function: RNA polymerase II cis-regulatory region sequence-specific DNA binding; DNA-binding transcription factor activity, RNA polymerase II-specific; zinc ion binding. Gene Ontology annotation, cellular component: nucleus. Gene Ontology annotation, biological process: regulation of transcription by RNA polymerase II; regulation of neuron differentiation; brain development.